Molecule: messenger RNA, 1457 nt
Organism: Cyprinodon tularosa
Lineage: Eukaryota; Metazoa; Chordata; Actinopteri; Cyprinodontiformes; Cyprinodontidae
Exons: 10
Coding region: 94-963 (289 amino acids)
Source: RefSeq, a predicted model, not a curated record
GAUGGACCUCAGCAGACCACACCAACUGCCCCCCCAACCCAGUCAACACAUUUAACACCUCAACAGACACCACCCACUACAGUGCAUCACGAAAUGUGUAGGUCUUUUCCUGGUAUUUUUUCCCGAGGUUCUGCAAAGGGAAGAAAACGCUUUUUCUCUCCAUCCAGAGUGAUGUCCACAAGUGGCAAAAGUGUAACACUACAUUUUUUUCUGCUCAAUGAAAACACUGAUAAAACACCAAAAGCAGGCAUGGAGAUGACGCUUAUACUGGCUGGAAUGGGUAGACGUAGUAUAACAUUCCCUGAAUCUGCUGAUCACUUACAGAUUUCAGGACUUCUGACCAGCCACUACCCAAAACUUAACAACUUACAAGGGGGCUGGCUGCUUUAUAAAGCACUAGGAGGUUCGGGGCAGAGAAAACUUUCACUUAUACCUCCAGAGACUGAGGGUUACAAUGGCAACCUUCUGAAAUCUGUAACAGGAGGUGGGAAAAAUCUGAUCUACAUAAUGCCACUUCAGGAAAAACUUGAUAUGUCCCCUCUUCCUUUGGAUGCCAAAGAAUUUAAAGGCAUGCCCAAGGCAACAUGCAAAGUUUGUAGUGCUACCAUGCCACUGCAAGUCUUGGCUGUCCAUGUUAAAACCUGUGUUGACCUCAGAUCCUCUGGAGAGGAAUUUGAAAUUUCUAAUACGUCUCAUCAUGCGAUAAGUGAUGAUAAAGGUACUGCAGUUGCAUCCACAUUCAGGACAAACUACACAAAGAUCCUUGAAACUUCUGAAGGGACACCUAUGGCUGCCUGCCCUGUAUGUCAAGAAGAAUAUACACUGGACUUUUUACAGAUCCAUGCAAGCUGUUGUGGAGACAGUGUUGAGGAAGCACCUGUACCAGACCAGGUUCACAAAUCAACUGAACGUGGAGAAAAAAGUCUUGAUGAUGUGAUAAAAGAAAUCACAAAUGCAGUAUGAACUGAUGGAGUUACCUUUGAUAUUGCUGUGUCUCGCAAAAACUUGUUGGAAAGAGGCAUUGCGCAAUGGCAACGGCAAAAGAAAACAUCCCCAAACAACCCACUGAAAGUCACCUUCAUAGGGGAAGCUGGCAUUGACACAGGUGCCCUCCGUAAGGAAUUUUUGACAGAGAUGGUUUCAGGGAUUGAGAAACGCUUCUUUUUGAGGGGAGUUCAUGGCUGUGCACCCACGUAUUCCCUGUCAGAUUUGGACAAAGGUCAUUUCCGGACUGUUGGAGAAAUAAUGGCAGUGAGCUUGGUUCAAGCUGGACCAGCUCCAAACUUCCUGAUGCCUUGGUGCUAUAGAUUCUUGUGCACUGGUUCCCCGGACUUUGAAAGCAUGGACAGAAAUGAUGUGGUCGAUGAUUACUUCAUUGAUCUUAUAUCAAAGGUGAGGACACUAGGAUACCUGCUAAAAAGAAACUCCUAAAAAUUAAAAGGUAGUUUUAUAUGUAG